AUGGAUAUGGAAAAGGGAAUGGUAGGCGGCCGACGACAAGCUAUCGCCGCUACGCACAACAGCACGAUUGCCAUGGCAAUGCAAAUGCCACACGCAACAGCCACAACAACUCUAUGGCUCCAUAUACGACGACGCAUAAACUACGAUGCAAAAAGGAUAUUGGACAAACUUAGAUUACCAGGAAUAAUGUUGAUAGCACAGUAA
Messenger RNA from Paraglomus brasilianum, 204 nucleotides. NCBI's taxonomy places the organism in Eukaryota, Fungi, Glomeromycota, Glomeromycetes, Paraglomerales, Paraglomeraceae. The record is from the annotation of a GenBank genome assembly.